This is a messenger RNA of Triticum turgidum subsp. durum (durum wheat), 918 nucleotides long. NCBI's taxonomy places the organism in Eukaryota, Viridiplantae, Streptophyta, Magnoliopsida, Poales, Poaceae. The record is from the annotation of a GenBank genome assembly.
AUGCCUGCUUGCUACCAUCACCACCCUCCUGCUUGCGCUGUCGGCGCCUCACCCUUCAAGGAAGGCAACCGUCGUCGCCGUGUGGGGAGGGGGGCGGGGCUCAUAGCGUGGGAGAGGGAGACCGGCAGUGACAAAGAUGGGAUGGUUGAUGAUCCGUCGGAAAGGAUGAACGGGAGUCGACAGAUGGAACUCCACUACAUAAACACUGGAUAUCCAUACACCAUCACCGAGAGCUUCAUGGAUUUUUUUGAAGGCCUCACAUAUGCUCAAGCUGAUUUUGCUCUUGCCGAUGCCUUCCAGGAUCAGGCUAAUCCAUACUGGACGAUGAUGCAAACAAACUCGUAUAAAUACGGAUAUUCUGGCGCAGGAAAUUACUAUAGCUAUGGACAUGUGUAUGACAUGAAUGACUACAUGCAUAGAGCAGAUAGUGGACGCAGAAUUUGGGAUAACCCCAUGCCUGUAAACAAUACCGACUCCCCCAACAUAGUCCUGCAGGGUGCUGAAGCUCCUCAUGCAAGUGCAAGUUCUACUACCGAGGAACGCAUCCAACAACCUGUGCACCAAAAUUCAAGCAGUCCUCAGGUUGUUUGGCAAGACAGCAUUGAUCCUGACAACAUGACAUAUGAGGAAUUGUUGGAUUUGGGCGAGGCAGUUGGAACCCAAAGUCGGGGUCUCUCCCAAGAAAGCAUUUCAGCACUUCCAAUCACCAAAUUCAAGUGUGGUUUAUUUUCAAGGAAGAAAAAACGCCGUGAAAGGUGUGUAAUCUGUCAAAUGGAGUAUCGGAGAGGGGAUCUGCAGAUGGCACUCCCCUGCAAGCAUGUGUACCACGCCAGCUGCGUGACAAAAUGGCUUACCAUCAACAAGGUAUGCCCUGUCUGCUUUGCUGAAGUUCCCGGCGAGGAGCCCAAGAGGCAAUGA